Molecule: messenger RNA, 180 nt
Organism: Sparassis crispa
Lineage: Eukaryota; Fungi; Basidiomycota; Agaricomycetes; Polyporales; Sparassidaceae
Exons: 3
Coding region: 1-180 (59 amino acids)
Source: RefSeq, a predicted model, not a curated record
AUGUUGGACGCAGUGUAUGCCCAGGCUACGAAGCUCUAUCCCCAGCUCGCGCACUACGAGAAGAGUUGGCCGGUCAGAGACGUUCUGAAGACCAAGUUAGGAAACACAACCUACAUGACCAAGAAGGAUAGGGGGAAGGAGCAGGAGGCCCGCGCAUCUGUUGCACCGGCCGUGUUGUAA